Messenger RNA from Leptomonas pyrrhocoris, 894 nucleotides. Its product is annotated as TATE DNA Transposon. NCBI's taxonomy places the organism in Eukaryota, Euglenozoa, Kinetoplastea, Trypanosomatida, Trypanosomatidae. The transcript has a single exon. The record is from RefSeq and is a predicted model, not a curated record. The coding region runs from base 1 to 894 and encodes 297 amino acids.
AUGGGAGGUGGCACUGCGCCGACUGCGGCGAGCGCCACCGCCGAUGUGCCCCGCGCCUUCCGGAAGGAGGUGUGGGGUGGUGAUCUCCGCGAGGGGAAAACGUCCAACGUCGAGUUGGACGUGAUCUACGCGCGGUAUCUCCCCGCUCUCAGGAUCGUUCCGUCGGACACGAUGGUGUACCUGGCCCCCGAGCGCGUCAAGACGCUCGUGGAGAAGGUGCGCCGUCAGGGUGUCCUCUACUUCCCAAUCUUCGUCAUGAAGCAUUGGAUCGCCGGUGUGCUGACCGCACAGCCGGCGAAGGGCGGCAGCAAAAGGGAGUCCGAGGUGGUGCUGACCACGUACGACUCCGCGCCGUCCCCCGUGGUGGAGGAGAAGUUGCGCUCCGUGUUUGCGCGCGUGUGGCCGGGCCUGCGGAUGGUCAAGGGUCAGUGCCCGCGGCAGGAGCGCUACAGCGACGACUGCGGUCUGUACAUGACCGCCAACUUCUUCCGCCACCACCUGCAAGCGCGGCUCGUCGACCGCCGCGACUUGCCACGGUGCCUUCGCCGCCUGCUGUACGCGGCGAAGAAGCACAACCCGCCGGUCGAGUACUUCCACGAGAAGAUGCGGAAGGUGCUCACCAGCCACCCCGUGUCGCGCUGCGAUCGUUUCUACGAUGAGAUCGAGCGCGCGCCGUGGAAGCGGGAGACGAGGAGCUGGGCACAGCGGGUCGCGGGCCCGGCUGUGCACACGGGCGGCGCUGCGCCGAGGAAGGCGCCGGCGAGACGCCAGGCUGUGAGGCGGACGGCAUCCGCGGCAGCCCCAGCAGCACGGCGGGCGAGGGCGGAGUUCGCCGCACACCACCACGGCCGCGCGCUCUACCUCUUCCACGGCGCCCGUGCAAUCGCCUCGUAG